Anthostomella pinea is the source of this 426-nucleotide messenger RNA. Lineage: Eukaryota; Fungi; Ascomycota; Sordariomycetes; Xylariales; Xylariaceae. The record is from the annotation of a GenBank genome assembly.
AUGCCUGUGGCAACUCGGGCGACCAUCGAACCCAGGCCCGCGCCCGACUCCGGGAAGCGGCGCGAGGUGUCGAACGAUGUUCAUGGCGAUCCGGCGACGCUUCCCAGAUUCCCCUUUCGUGGCUCUGGGGCGUCCGGACCAUCGCCGCCGCCGGCCUCGGCUGCGCCCCAAUAUAUGACCGGCACACCGGCACCCUGUGCCGAGGUUGAGAACCGGCGUGGAAAUCAUGGCUACAUCACAUGCGCCGAUGCGGGGAACACGGUACCGCUGAACGUCUUAGUCGUAAAGAGGAUGCGCGAGCUGGCGAGUGAAGACGCCAUCAUGUACAAAGACGCGUUAGUCGUCUGCUCGACCUUGAUGAUAGGUCCGCCUCUGCGAUCCUCGUCUGAGCUGUUGACCGGUUGGGGUGAAUACCGCCACCACUAA